Molecule: messenger RNA, 3520 nt
Organism: Aspergillus pseudonomiae
Lineage: Eukaryota; Fungi; Ascomycota; Eurotiomycetes; Eurotiales; Aspergillaceae
Product: DEAD/DEAH box helicase
Exons: 1
Coding region: 123-3503 (1126 amino acids)
Cellular component (GO): nucleus
Molecular function (GO): ATP-dependent chromatin remodeler activity; ATP binding; chromatin binding
Source: RefSeq, a predicted model, not a curated record
AGGAAAAGUUCAGGUUGGGGAAAAGAAGGAACUUCCUCUCGGUCGUCUGAGCGAAGCUGCCUUCCUGCCGCAGUGGCCGGGCCUCAACUUAAUUCACCAGUAUUGGACAAGACUCACUAACCAUGGACGAUUCAGUUCCUGAUACCCCGGUUAGCGACAAAAAAGUCAUUCACAAUACGCCGCCCGGGAGAGAAGACGAAGGAUAUGAAACUGUCGCCACUGUUCCGCUGCCAAACUUUCAACAGCCCGCAACCCAGUCCCUGACCCCGGCGACCCAACGUCUAACACAACCAACACAGAUUAUAGAACCGCCCUAUUCUGCGAAGGGCAAUUCAGUCAUUCAAGUUGCUGCAUCUUCCCCGCCCGGUCCUACAUCCUCUCCUUCUCGUCCUGCCUUGCCCGGCGGUCGCCUUGCCAGCGCAAUGGCCCCCAGCGGUACCCUGUUCCGCCCCCCUGCGGUAGGCCCUGCGAAGCGUGCGCCGGUAAUAGAUCUUGAGGAUGACGGCCCAACGUACCGUGGAGGGUCUUCGGACGACGAUGACAUUCAAAUGACAAGCAGCACUGACAUCAAGCCGUCCUUGUUUGCCAAAUCUUCGCGGAACCCCGAAAAAGUUUUGGACUCACCGGGAGGCGCAAAUAAUUCUUCUUUCGACCGAUUUAAAGAGAUUACCGCGUCCGCCGUCUAUAAUCCAUCGAGCGCAAAACGCCCUGCAGCUCAAAUGGACCCUGUACCAAAAGGGACUGCGGUCAAGAAGCUUCGGCAAGAUGGGCCCUCCCGCGCGCAGCCGGUGCAGCUGGAUAUAUCGUCUUUACAGGAUAUUGAAGACUAUCAGUUGAGGGCCAAGGUAGAGAAGAUGCAAAGAGUGAUCCCACAAAAAUCCGUUAAAGCUUGCAUGCAAGCUCUUUUAACGAAGCGUGGAAAUUACGACGAUGCUCUGGAUUACCUGGCUAGCAUGGUUGAAGGUGAAGCAGAUGGAACAGCCGACUUGUCGGACGAUGAAUUGGCUUUGAAUAAAAGAGCCUCUCCCGUUGCGCCGGCGAAGCAGCAGAUCAAAGCUCGAGGAACUAUUCAGAAUAAAUGGGCUGCGAUGCGCCUGGAGAAUCGCAGCACCCCGAAGGCACCUGCGCAACCGUCCGACGAAGAAUCCAAACCAAGGAGACGUUUAAUUAGAGGGCCAAAGGCCCGUGUGUCUUCCCCGAGUCCAGAUCGCUCAGAGUCUCCUCCGAAAAAGAAGCCCGGCCGACUUAUUCAAGGGCGGAAGCAGCCAUCGCCCGAACCUUCAGAACCCGAGGCAUCCAUGUCCGAUGACUCAGAUUCUGGUGUAGAAGCUAUUCCGGAGGGUGAGAGUGCAUUGGAGACCAGGGUUCUCAGGUUCUUCAAUACAUGCAAUGUCCUUGACCUUGCGGACAUUGCCGCAAUCACCGAAGAUGUUGCGAAUGUCAUAAUUUCUAACCGACCUUUUGCGACUCUGGACGAAGUACGCGUCGUCACUGCGCCUACGACGGAGCAAACCGCGAAGCCAAAGGGUAGUCGUGGGCGUAAAACGCCCAAGCCUAUUGGUGAUAAAAUUGUGGACAAAUGCAUGGAUAUGUGGGUUGGGUACGAAGCUGUUGAUUCGUUGGUGGCGAAAUGUGAGGCGCUUGGAAAGCCGAUUGCAUCGGAAAUGAAAAAAUGGGGCGUCGAUAUCUUUGGAAAGCGUGAUGGGGAAUUGGAGCUGACAUCGAUCAACCCCGGGGCAUCGCAUGACUCUGGCAUCGGUACCCCUGCCAGUCAGCGUUCAGAGGAUGAUAGUGAUGGUCCUGCGACUGGCUCCCGUAAAAGCCGAUUCAUAUCCCAGCCUGGUAUUAUGCGCGAAGACUUGAAGAUGAAGGAUUAUCAAAUCGUCGGGAUUAAUUGGUUGUCGUUGCUCUUCGAGAAAGAAUUGAGCUGUAUCCUGGCGGACGAUAUGGGUCUUGGGAAGACUUGCCAGGUCAUUGCAUUUUUGGCCCAUCUGUUUGAGAAGGGCAUCAAGGGGCCGCACCUCAUCGUCGUGCCUUCGUCCACAAUCGAGAACUGGCUUCGAGAGUUUCAAAAGUUCUGCCCAGCCCUCUCCGUUAUGCCAUACUAUGCUGGCCAGGCUGAGCGCGCAGUGAUUCGAGAAACGAUCGAGGACAACAGGGACAGCAUCAACGUUAUUGUCACUACGUAUACCAUUGCCAAAGCCAAGGUGGAUGCACACUUCCUGCGCAAUAUGGACUUCACCGUUUGUGUGUAUGACGAGGGACAUAUGCUUAAGAGUUCUACGUCUGUUCUCUAUGAGAAAUUGAUCAGAAUCCGGGCUCGCUUUAGGCUUCUUUUGACAGGUACACCACUCCAGAACAAUCUCCAGGAACUUGCCUCUCUUCUGGGCUUUAUUCUUCCGAAGGUUUUCCAGGAGCGCAAGGAAGAGCUUCAGAAUAUCUUUGCAAACAAGGCGAAGACCGUGGAUGAAUCCCACUCUGCCUUGCUUUCUGCACAACGCAUCGAAAGAGCAAAGUCAAUGCUUAAGCCUUUUGUACUGCGACGCAAGAAACACCAGGUCAUUGAUCUGCCCCCCAAGAUUUCUAAAGUUGAAUAUUGUGAGUUAAACGAGUCCCAGAGGGAAAUUUACGAACAUGAGCAAGAAGAGGUCCGUAAGCUGUUAGCCGACCGAGCAGCCGGAAAGAAGACAGGCAACAAGUCUGCAAAUAUCCUGAUGAAGCUACGCCAGGCAGCUAUCCAUCCAUUGCUAUACAGGCGUCACUACAAUAACACUACAUUGAGCCGCAUGGCGAAAGCUUGCCUCAAAGAAGAGCAGUGGUCCCUGUCAAACCCGGAUAUCAUUUAUGAAGAGCUACUGGCAUAUAAUGACUUCGAAUGCCACACUAUGUGCGUGAACUAUCCUAAAUCGCUUGGGAAGUUUGCGCUGAAAAACAAUGAAUGGAUGGACUCGGGUAAAAUCGAUAAGCUUUGUGAACUGCUGAAGCGAUUCAAGGAAAACGGUGAUCGCACUCUGAUCUUCUCCCAAUUCACUAUGGUGAUGGAUAUCCUCGAACACGUUCUUGAAAACCAGCACCUUGGUUUCGUUAGACUUGAUGGCCGGACGAACGUCGAGGAUCGCCAGUCCAUCCUCGAUGCGUUCCAUGAACGGACAGAGAUUCCGGUGUUCCUCCUCUCCACAAAAGCCGGUGGCGCAGGUAUCAACUUGGCCUGUGCCAACAAAGUGGUGAUCUUCGACUCGAGCUUCAACCCUCAGGAAGAUGUACAAGCCGAGAACCGCGCUCAUCGUGUGGGCCAAACACGCGAGGUGGAAGUCAUCCGACUCGUUACCAAGGACACAAUCGAAGAACAGAUCUACGCACUAGGACAGACGAAACUGGCUCUCGAUCAAGCCGUAGCAGGCGAGGAUGCCGCCGAGUUGAAGAAGAGUGAAGAAGCAGGCAUGAAAGCCGUCGAGGAUAUGCUCAUUGCCGGCUCAAAUGGAGAGAAACAGAACUCCUCAUGAGAGCAUGUCCUUGAAGA